CAGUUUCGCCGAUCGUGCUUCAUGGCCCUCAACUCGUCACCGUCGAUAGCAUGCAUCGGCGUCAUCGGCAAACAUGACCAACCGCUGCACAUCUCCCUCUUCCCUCCCCACGAGGCCGCCCCGAACGCCGAACUCGAAUUCCUCUUCCUCCUCAACUCCUGCCUCGACAUCUUCGACCUGCGAGCUCGCACCACCAAGCUGCUCGAUUCCGACUUGGGUUUGCUCCAGGCCAUCGAUGAUCGCCUCUCAUGCUACGGUUGGUUGACAAAUACGGGGAUCAAGUUCAUCAUCGUGGUGGACAUGAUGGGUCGCCCUCCACCCUCUCCGUCCGAGGAAGAUGGUUCCAAAGAUCUGGGAAAGGACAAGAGACGAUUCCCGACCGCGGCAGUGGGUUUGAGAGACGCGGAUCUCAAGCCAGCCUUCCGUGCGGUGCAGACCGCAUACAUCCACCUAAUGCUAAAUCCGUUCUACAUGCCGGAUGAGAGGACGCCUUUGCAGAUAGCAAACUAUGGGGGGAAGAGCCCCGAAAUCACAAGCAAGAAGUUCAUUGCGGAGAUCCAGAGGAUUGGGAAGACGUGGUAUCCGGGGAUUGGGAGUAUCUGAAGGAGAGGAAAUGAUGGAACAUUGAAAGAGAAAACACAAUGCUCAUUAACCUGAAUGCGCCUUGGACGCCGAGACGGAACUCUCAUGACCACGCGCUGACAAGAAACGUUAAACAACAUACAGGCCUUCACCUCUGCUAUUCGAGCACCCCUGAGGAAGUCCUUUAUGGCUUCGCUUCGCCUUCAGCAGAAUCAAUCUUGGCCGCCGUCUCCCCCACCUCUGCGGCUGUCUCGGCGGCGUCCUGCUCGGAUUUGCUAGGUGUCCUAACAAGCGGCACCUCAUCCAUCUUGGUGUCCGGGUCCGCCAGUUUUGCUGCCUCCUCCGAUGCAAUAGGGUCAUCCGCGGGAGGUGCGGCAACUGCAGCCGGGGCGCCUGUUUCAGUCAUGCCCUGGGAUUUGAUGUAUUCCAAAACUGCUUCGAGCGUCUUGGCGGGGCCGGCUUGCUCCCAGAGACGGAGAGUCCCUUGUUUAUCAAUGACGACCACGCCACGGGUGGUAGAUUUGCCGGGGCCUGGCUUUUUCAUUCCGAUGGCAGACGUGAGAGUUGCAUUAGGGUCACACUGGCGUUUCAAUCAUUAGUCUGCCUCUGAAAAGACUGCAAAGAAACAUCGGGAUACGGGGAGCUCACCAAUAGCUGAUACGGCAGCUUCUGUUUGGUUGCAAAGGUCGUGUUUGCCUUGGGACUGUCUGUACUCAAACCAUAGACCGCGAGCGAUGCACCCGUGAUGGGCGCGUAGUUGUCCCGGAAGAGACAAGCCUGGUUGGUGCCUGUACAAUGGGAACAUCAGUCGGUCAAUCCUGCAUCAGACCACCCCGUUUUCUUUACGGAGAGGGAGAGAGAACAAUCAUGGGUAGACGGAGAUGGGGAUGACUUACAGCCCGGCGUACUCGCCUUGGGAUACGUAAAGAUGACGAUGCCGGCGCCGCUCUUCUCGAGCAAUUCUUUCACCGUCACGCUGGUCCCAUCAUGCGUCUGCACUGUGCCGCCAAAGCCAUCCAGAUCGAUCUUGUCGCCCACGCUCAACUUCCCGGAAGCAGUUGCCUUUGCCGUGACCGCACUCCCGUUCGCGGUAGGCUCCUCUUUGGUGUCUUCGCUGGCGCCGGCCGUGGCCGGGACGACUUCGGGGACGAUGACUGCGGAGGAGGAAGUGGGAGCUUCUUCCGGCUCCGGUGGGUUGGCGACAACAGGUUCAGCCGUCUUUUUGGUGCCCCUGGACGACCCAGUAACGGCGGCUUUGGCCUUGCCGGCGAGCUUCUUUACCGUGCUGCUACUGCUCCC
Cladophialophora immunda is the source of this 1881-nucleotide messenger RNA. RefSeq lists its product as uncharacterized. The record is from RefSeq and is a predicted model, not a curated record. The coding region runs from base 22 to 603 and encodes 193 amino acids. NCBI's taxonomy places the organism in Eukaryota, Fungi, Ascomycota, Eurotiomycetes, Chaetothyriales, Herpotrichiellaceae. Gene Ontology annotation, cellular component: cytoplasm; nucleus; TRAPP complex. Gene Ontology annotation, biological process: endoplasmic reticulum to Golgi vesicle-mediated transport. The transcript has a single exon.